Messenger RNA from Phytophthora infestans T30-4, 3882 nucleotides. RefSeq names its product ryanodine-inositol 1,4,5-triphosphate receptor Ca2 channel (RIR-CaC) family protein. The transcript is spliced from 2 exons. Gene Ontology annotation, molecular function: ryanodine-sensitive calcium-release channel activity. The coding region runs from base 1 to 3882 and encodes 1293 amino acids. The record is from RefSeq and is a predicted model, not a curated record. NCBI's taxonomy places the organism in Eukaryota, Oomycota, Peronosporomycetes, Peronosporales, Peronosporaceae. Gene Ontology annotation, biological process: calcium ion transport.
AUGGAGGACGCCACGCGGCAUCCGGCGGUCAGUCGCAACUCCAACGAAGAACGCAGCGCUAGUCGAGCUAGUGUGAGCGCUAGACCCAAGACCCACGACCAACUUGUGGCUGCCAGACAGCUCAAGCAACAGAUCGCACACUAUUCAACCGUGCGCGUGCAUAUGAAGCGUGUGCAGCUUUGUCUGGAACAAGAGAAGCGCAAUAAAUUCUACAAGGAAUUGAUAGUGUACCUGUGCUUCUUAGCAGUCGUAAUGGUGACGCUGUUAACGCUACCGAUCCACUUCCCGUACGAGCAGAACGCAGUUCUGGAUAAUACUUAUUUCCAGGAACAAUUCCCCGAUGAGACCGUCCCCAAGACGUUCAAUGACAUUGGCAAUGAAGGUGAAAUGUGGCAAUGGGCUAGUGGACCCAUGCUGUACCAGUUCUACGACCCUCCUAUUCGGAAUAUCCGUCCCAUUGGCAGCAUCCAGAUGCGAACCGGACGUGUCAAAGGAGCUCUUUGCAGUCAGACAACAGGAAGUAGCGACUUUAUCAUGUUCUCGGAUGAAAUUUGCUAUCCUGAGUACUCCACCCACCACGAGAUGAAGCAACCGUAUGGCAAUAAUAGUGGCUUUCUGGGUGCACAGUAUCAAUGGAGCAGUGGACUGAGUAAACUGGUGCGCUCCGAGACGUUUAAACCUGGUCUGGUGAGUCAUGAAAUGGACUAUGGCCACGGUGGAUAUGUGGUUUAUCUUCCUCGUGAUAACGCCACCGCAGCUACUGCACUGAUCGCGCAGAUGCAGAGCGACUUUAUUCGAGAUGGCACGCGGUACAUGGCUUCAACGUUUGCCUUCUACAAUGCACGUAGCAACAUUUUCUCUCACGUCCAAGGGCUGUUCGAGAUGAGCAACACCGAUUACAUGGAAGUCACUGGUCGCAUUAAAAGCUUUCGGAUUCUGGCGAGUUACAAGGACACGGGAGACUUUGUAGAGGCUAACGCACUCGAAAUUGUGCUGCUUAUUGCCAUGCUCUUACUCUUGUACCGUGAGAUCUCGGACGUGCGUAAUUUCGGACUACGUAGGUACAUGCAGUCUCUCUGGAACCUCCUGGAUAUGUUUCAGCUCGUGCUGCUGAUUGUGUUCCUGACACAUUGGGUAAUCUUUGCUGUCAAGUCGGAGAAUAUCCGCGAUGAUCUCUACCGCGUUGGGGAUAUGGACUGCUCUGUUCCAGCGGAAGAACAGAGUACAGCAGGUGAUUGUUUCGUGGAUAUCGAGCCCUUGGCGUGGCUCUCUCGUGCGGUUACGAACUACGCAGCAGCUCUCGGUUUGGUGUCUGUGGCGAUCGUGUUCAAGUAUUUGCGUCUCAAUUCGCGUCUCAACUUGCUGUGGCGCACGCUCCGCUUCGCAGCGAAAGAUUUGCUGGCGUUUGUUAUCAUUUUCUUCACUAUUUUCUUUGGAUUUGCUGUCAUGGGGUUCCUGACAUUCGGUUCAGCUGUGCAACAGUAUCACUCGCUGUCUAUGUCACUGACGAGCUGCUUCCAGAUGCUGCUGGGCGCCUUCGACUACGAGGAAAUCUACGUUGCCAACCCGACGAUGGCUGGCAUCUUCUUCUUCAGCUUCAUGAUCUCCAUCUACCUCAUUUGUGUCAACAUGUUCAUUGCUAUUAUGAGUGAGUAUUACUCACUGGCUCAGACUGAGAAGAAGAAUCUUGAAGAAAACAAACGCAACUUAGUAGCUAGCAACAAGGACGGUGGGGAUGAAGACGAGGACUUCCGCGACUCGCUGCAGUUCAUGGACGUCGAGUACGAUCUGGCCAAACAGAUCAAGAUCUACAUGAACGGUCUGCGUGUACGUGUGAAGAUGCCACCGAUCAAAGACGCCAACUCGACGUACAGCACGGAACAACUGGUGUUGUGUGGCUUCCAGCGCGUCCUUCUUGUGGACUAUGACUACCUCAUGACAGAACGCAAGCGUUUGCGACGUAAAUUACGCGCCUGUGUGCAUCUAAUCAUGGUGUGUGGCGACCUGAUGCGUCAAAAUGACCCCGAGUUCGCCAUGAAUGUGGACGUGGAGCUCAUCGCAGAGCAGCCCCGUCCACGAGCGGAUUCCACUGAUUCUUUCGCGGAUCUAGUGGAGUUUCCGGUCACUUACAUCCCCAUUUCAUCGUCGCAAGCCAACACUGUUGAGAUUUUGAAGCGAUUGAAGCGAGGGAUGUUCAUUGAGAUCGACGAUGGAUCACUCACCAAGGAUCAGAUCACACUGGAAGUUCUUGGAGAACAAGACGAGUACGUCCCGUCACGCUUCAAACGUCGACGGAAUGUACCGCGCAGUGAUGACUACAGAGGCAGCGAUGGCUUCCAUGUACGUAUCAGUGAAGGCACCAACGCCACCGACAUUUACGGAAGCAGUCGCGACGUUGAAGGUCCAUUUGGUCUGCGUCAUAACCACCCAAAGAUUGGAGAGGCAGGCCACAUUCGAGCGUGUCGAGUGCUGUACAAUGGCAACGCACUGAUAGAUGGCAACGAGAUGUGCAUCUUGCCACGAUCAACUUGGUUUCGCUACUUCACGGGGUACGUCGGCUGGGGUUACGUCAAGCAGCUUCUUUCCUGUAAGCGGAAGAAGAAGAACAAUCAUCGUCUUGUUACAGAUGCAGAAGUGGAUCGUCUAAUUAAGGAGAGUUUCGCUGCUCCUGGGCGUGGUAUUUCGUGUCGAUUCGAUGAACUGGUACGCAACUUCCGCAUGUUCAUCGCCAAGAAGGUGCACAAGCGCCGUCUUCGCAUCCCGAACUUGGAAGAUCGAAUCUUCCAGGAGGUUAUCACGUUCCUGGAGCGAUUCCCAUCGGCACUCACUCCGUUGGACAAACGGGAGCUGGAAGGAUACAGAUACACGCCACAACCGACAGACACGCGUCGCAUUCGACUGCCACACUCGAUCAAUUUGCUGGCCGAGUUGCUGUCUCAGAACGCUCAUGAAGUCUGGGCGGUUGGACGGAUCGACCAAGGCUGGCGAUGGGGAACCGAACGCGACAAUGACAAGAAGCUUCAUCCUGAUCUUGUACCAUACGAAGCACUUACUGAACAGGACAAGCAGUACGAUCGAGACACGUCCAUGUCGGCACUUAAAGUCAUCACGGCAUUGGGUUAUGUGCUGGAACCUCCAGCCAGUCUUGAAGAGCAGUUCGACGGCUUUGAGUUCGGCACCGAGGCGACGGAACCUGGUGGCACGUACGAACCGAAGCCUAUUCCGACGGAUGAUGUCAAGGUUCCUCCGCAUCUUCGCUCGGUGAUUGAGCUUCUAGCUGAAAACACACACGAAGUGUGGGCACAGAUGCGUAUGGAGCAAGGCUGGAAGUUCGGACCUCGACGGAAUGAUGCCAAGAAGGAGCACAACGGGCUGGUCCCGUACAUUUACUUGACUCAGGACGAGAAGCAGAUGGAUCGGAACACUGCUAUGCAGACAGUCAAGUUGAUUCUGCGCUUCGGCUUCAGCUUCGUGCACAGGGAUCAGCGGACACGCGGCGGCAAGAAGAAACACUCGGGUCACAUCAAGGUGGUCGGUCGAAACGAGAACCCUGAAGCACAUAACGUUGGAGAGGCAGUCGCGCUGGCACGUGGAGCUGCUCGCGCUAAACGUGCCUUUCUAGGCCCCUUCUCGAGUAUCCGAUCAGGUUCUGCGGCCAGUCUGUUCUCGUUGAACUCUUCAGGGUCAGAGGCGUCGUCGUCGCAAGAUUCUCGACAGCGAAGAGCUGCUGCAGCUCACGCACGACUCGUAGCAGCGUCGCCAUCUGCAGUGACAGUUGAGUCCUCCGGCGACAUUCCGAUGCCGCUGUCGUCGUUCCAGUCUAUGAGCUCGACAGGAGAGUCCUUCGACUUACCAAAAGGUGGCGACAAGACCAAGCAGUAA